Molecule: messenger RNA, 3197 nt
Organism: Platichthys flesus (European flounder)
Lineage: Eukaryota; Metazoa; Chordata; Actinopteri; Pleuronectiformes; Pleuronectidae
Gene: smim14
Product: small integral membrane protein 14
Exons: 5
Coding region: 218-541 (107 amino acids)
Cellular component (GO): endoplasmic reticulum
Source: RefSeq, a predicted model, not a curated record
GAUGUCCGUCGUGAAGAAUAGCUGGGCUGCUUCACGUGCAUGAAACAAAACACACACACACACACACACAAACACACACACGGUCAGUUGACAUGUCUGCGGUGCAGUGGAGACGGUGAAGCAGCCGCUGCUCCUCCUCUUCAUCUCCGGCUCCGACAAACACGGUCAACGUCUCCGGGACAUUCGCGAACAUCCGGUGGACGUCGUCUGGUGAGACAUGGCAGAGGGCGACUUUGACCCUUGUGAGUGCAUCUGCACACAGGAGUACGCUAUGAGACGUCUCAUCAAUCUGCUGAGGCAAUCUCAGUCGUACUGCACAGACACGGAAUGUCCUCAGGAAUUGCCAAGUCCCAGCGGGCCGCUCGGAGGGGGAGGAGGAGGUGACCUGAUCCUCCCCAUGGUAAUGAUGGGAUGGGUGGUCGUGGCUCUGGUCCUGUUCCUGCUGCGUCCAUCUAGUCUCAGGGGACCACGUUCCACAGGCAAACCCACGGGACCCCACAAUAGCGAUGGAAGGGAGCCCCCAGCACCUCCCAUUGACUAACAGUGGAGCCAGACAACCCUGACUCCUCCACCUGCUCUGACUGGAAGUGCACAGUUAUCUGCUGACUGUGACCAAGACAGCACCAUCUCCCUGUCCCCUCAUACAGAUAUCUUUAGCCUUUUUUUCUAACUGCUCAGCGUUGUUGGGUAAAUCUGUCUUUGAUUCUUGUUAGUAGAUCCCGACUGAUACUCGGUUGAUAAAGCGUUUGAUGAUAUAAUGAUCAAUAUUCAAUUCUUACUUAAUAACUCAACAUGAAUGAUUGUGACAGUUAUGUUUCAGCUUUGGUCUUUUCUUAAAACGUCAUAGAAACUUUUCAUAAUAACAAAAAUUAUAUAAUCUUAUUAAAAAAACUUAAAUUGAAAGAAAGUAAUCGUCUGACAUCUGUCAAAACAAUGUACCUGUUAUUAGCCAGUUUAAACAGAUAAUAUUGGUCAACAAUAUCAGCAUGUUUAUGAAUCAGUUGGGUUCUACAUUGUACCUCAACAUACCUUUAAUCAGGAGGUGUGGCCGACUUCUGUGUCGAUCCCAGAUCUCCGACUGAUCCUCAAACAACUGAGAUGUGUGAUGAAGGCAUGGGUCACACGGGAUGCGGGUUGAAGAGGGAGGUUGCAGUGUAUUUUUGUCGGGCGGGUAAAUUGAUGUUUAGCUGAGUUAUGGAGGGUCAUGGGUCCUUUACAUUCUCUGAAACAUUCCUCUAAUUCCACUUGAAAGCCUCUGCACAGUUCUAGUAAUGAUGUCAUAUCCCAUUUCACAGCACAUUCAAACCAGCACAAGUUACUCUGGGUCAGGAUUUAGUUUUCAAAUAACAUUACAUAUUGAUUUUAAUGUUACACGUUCUUUUCACCUGAGCCAGCAAAUAACUAUUUCCAAUAGAGUCUGUCCCAUAAACUGAUUUUAAACAAUCAGUUUCAUCACCUAUUAAUGUUGUGUCUUUGCAAAUCCAGCAGAGCAACACUGAAGUUCAUUUCGAGUCAUGCUGGCAACAAAUUCCAAUUUCCACUCUUCUUUAAGCUCUGAUUUUGGUCUCUACCACCUCUUAGGGCAAAUAUCUUUCUCUUCAGCUGGUAAAUGAUCCUCUGUGUUCACCACCGGUCAGUCUGCCAUUAUGUGUCGAGCAGGUAGUGCACAGUGGGAUUAAUGUGCUUUUUCUCUGAAAAUAGCCGACUGCUGCGGGUGAAAACGCUAUGAGAGUGGUGAGAAUCCAAACAGUAAAGUUUCAACCAAACAGCUAAAAAAUUACACUCUUUAAAUUCAAAGGGAGCUGUAGAUUCAGGAGAUAAUUCUGUGUAUGUUCAUCACUACAACAACCCCCUCACAGUCUUCCCGUUUUCAUUUGAUCCAUUAUUAUCAUAGAAACACUAGAGCCACUUUAAGUCGGAUUAUUUGUUUAUUGUAGUUAACAUGAUGAAGAAGAAAAUACAUUUAAAAUAUGUCGACGUGGUAAGAUUUGAUGCACAAAAUAGUUCUUCCCUUUCACACUCAUUGUCAGGCAAACAGGGUUCAAUAGGUCUGGUAAUUGUAACACUAAAAUCAGCACAAGCAAAAUUAGUUUUAAUCAUGAAGAUUAUCUGUGUACUGGAAUAAUUUUGUCGAUAAAUUAAGUAAAUGAUUAUUGUAUACCGACAAAUUAUUUUUAUCAGCACUUUUGCUGCAGUAUCUUGAUUCUUCAGCAGUUUGUGAUUAUAGGGAGCGAUCCAUAGUUUAUACUUCACAACUUCUGUAUCAUAAAAAUAUGUCAAAAGUGGAAAGGAUAGAAACGAGAAGGUGCCUUAUCAAACCGGGCCAGUGUCACAUGCUCAUCUUACAGAACAGCUUUUUGUGACAGGACAAUAACAUUUUGUUCAGAUUUAUUUUAGAUUCAUGUCAGGGACAAUGAAAUCAUCUGCAGUUGGAUUUGUUGUGACUUUUUCCUGUUUUUAGCAUGGUUUGUUACAGGGUUAUUUUUCUUAAAUCUGUAAAUCUUGUUCAAAAGCUGCUCUGCUAAAUUAGUUAUUGAUUUAAUAUCUAUAUGACUUUAAUGGAGGUGUUUCAGUUAAAGGUGAAGUGAACAGAAUAAUAGAAACCCCGUAAUGCACCAACAUGUGUAUGUAAAAAUGGGUGGAUGUGUACAACAGUGCAACAGCAACACAAAUUGAAGCCUCAAAGUUUGGGGCUUGAAACAAUCUAAAGAUAGAUUUUAUGUUUUUUUUCGUCACUGUAUUAUAUGAAGUUCUGUUAUGCGCCAGUCACGGGAACAUUGUUGAUAUUGUGUAUCUCGGUCUUACUCUCCAACAUAUGAUAUCAGAAAUUAACGUCUUUUGAAUCUGGCCAUGAACUGGAACAAUUGUGGGAUCCCAAUUUUCUUCAGUGGCUGGCUACUCUUCAUUUUCAAAUCCAUUUCUUUUGUUAUUGAUACAUAUUUCUAGACUUUGGGGCUUUCUUUCUAGACUCAGAUAUGACGGGGAAGAGAUAGAGGGAAAAUCUUCGACAAACCACAAGUAGUCAUAAAUACAGAAGGGGGAAGCCCAUCAGGAAGAAAAUUGUUGAGAUGGAACACCUGGACGAUCUGAUAUCAGAGAUCUUGAUUUACACUGUUAAUCUUGAAGAGUAAAAGGGCUUCAACUAUGCACUUUCCUAUAACAAAACAAAAAUAAAAUAAAAAAUCAGUCUGACUUUC